CGCAGAUCUUUUGAACCAUGGAGAAUGUUUCUGCAAAGGUUGCCGAUCCAGCAAUGAAGGUGAUUGUUCGAGGAACCUUUAUUGAAGUAACCGAGGAGCUGAGUGAGGUCAACUGUAAGGUGUCCAAGCGGUGGGCGCGUUCAAAGAGCAUGCCGUUGCCUGAAUUGGACACCUCAAAGGAGAACGAACAACUUUUGGAGCUUACAGCUCGGCUGUGCGAGAGUCCGAAAACUGCCUCAGAUUUAGCACUUCGGCACGAAGUGCUGCAGCUCGUCGCAGAACAUGGGAAGUUACUGCCCGCGUCGCAGAACGAGGCAGAACGUGGGAUCCUUUUUGCGAAUUUAUGCAGACGCCUGAAGCUCAGCAAGAAGAGAUUGCGGCGUCUGGUCCGCCCAACAGAUUUUCAGCUCAGGCUUGAUCUGACUGCCCACAAAGAAGCAGUCCUUUUAAAUAACAUAGUCUUUUAGAAGCACUCCACAGAGUUUAGAACAGACUUUACGGCAUAGAUGGCUGCAAGCCAGUUGACGCAGUUGGCGACCAGUUGAGUUGCCCACAAGUUGUCGGAAGUUUGGAAAGCUGAGCUUCUGAAAGAAGUGAAAGCUUCUAUUGGAGAAAGUUCGCAAGUUGCAAAACAUAGAAAAAGA
Messenger RNA from Cladocopium goreaui, 644 nucleotides. The record is from the annotation of a GenBank genome assembly. Lineage: Eukaryota; Dinophyceae; Suessiales; Symbiodiniaceae.